AUGUUUGAGAUAAGCGGGAGUAUCCGAGAAGACGUGGAGGUGGCGCUGCACGAGCACCGCUUUGUCGUGACCAAGCUGCUCGAGUCACUGCACACGGCGUCUCUCCCUCCGUCUACUAUUACAGCAACAAGACUACGUACAGUGAACGGGAUUUUUCACAAAGUGUUGGAAAAAGACCGCGGUCUACUGGCGGCAGUGAAAAAGUUGGCGCGACAUCAAGUGGCACAGACGGAGCUCUUGCGUGUGAAUGCAGCGAUUGAGGACAAGAAGCAGAAAAUCGUGCGCUAUGCAGUGCAGCUACGUCGCUCUCAAGAAGCCAUUGCCAAUGUGCUGAAAAAACAUCGAGUUGUGUUGCAGAAUGCCAAGCAGAAGGCAAAAGAAAUGCUGGAUUCUCGCGAUGUAGUAGCGUAUGCGCAUCGUAUCGCCGGCACGACGUCGGCACCAGAAGAGUGGCAGCCCGGUUUUCCAAUGUUUGGCUUUAUGCCUCCCGCACCCCAGGAGCACAUGAUGCGUGCGGGUGUACUUAGUCGAGGCAUUAUCGCUGAGAUUGUCACGCAGGGUCCAGAAAAGUACACAUCCACUACAGCACGCGUAAAACAAACGGACGACGGUAGCGAAGGUAUCGAGAAGCUCGAUAUACCGAUUGGAUUGGGAGCGAGCGAUGCAGAGAUCCGCAAGCAGAUGCCUCCAGGAUGGAAACCGGGUGACCCAGUGGACCUACCACUUGAUGCGUUGUUGCACUACAUGGGUCGGAGUUUCUUCACAGAACACGGUAUUACACUACCAGAGUCAUGGAAAACUGGGGAUGCGCUUCCUCCGGAUGCCACCGAGAUUCUGCGCAAGAAGUUCAAGCUGCCGGAAAAGCGGGCGGCUCUGUACGACGACGAAGUGGUGGACGACAUCGAAACGUUGCGCAAGAAGCGCAAACUAGAGGAAGUUGAAAAGGAUGACGAAGAUGAUGCUGAGAGCGAAAGCUCGAGCAGCUCAAGCGACAGUGAUGAAGAGGCCCCGAACACAAUCUCGCUUAGCCUCUCGUCGUCGGACGAUGAAAGUGACAGCGACUAA
This is a messenger RNA of Peronospora matthiolae, 1065 nucleotides long. The record is from the annotation of a GenBank genome assembly. NCBI's taxonomy places the organism in Eukaryota, Oomycota, Peronosporomycetes, Peronosporales, Peronosporaceae.